Molecule: messenger RNA, 506 nt
Organism: Aethina tumida (small hive beetle)
Lineage: Eukaryota; Metazoa; Arthropoda; Insecta; Coleoptera; Nitidulidae
Product: cuticle protein 19
Exons: 2
Coding region: 22-492 (156 amino acids)
Cellular component (GO): extracellular matrix
Source: RefSeq, a predicted model, not a curated record
UUCGUCUCCGCAUUGAUCUCCAUGUCCUACGCAGGAAUUUAUCCUGUGGGGCACGCCACCUCCUACGCAAACGUCUACAACGGGGAAGCUUACGGUGCACCCGUCCUUGCCUACGGUUACGGCCACAAAGAGUACGAACCGGCUUAUGUAAAUGACUACGAAGGUCACGGUGACCAUUAUGCGUAUCCGAAAUAUGAGUACAGUUAUGGAGUGAGUGACCCCCACACUGGUGACCACAAAUCCCAACAUGAAGUGCGUGAUGGAGACGUAGUUAAGGGUUCUUACACUGUUGCCGAACCUGACGGUACUUUGCGUACUGUUCAUUACACCGCCGAUGACCACAAUGGGUUUAACGCAGUCGUGGAGAAGUCUGGACAUGCUGUUCAUCCAGUGGUCGAGAAGAUAGUUCCAGUGUAUGAAAAGGCGGUGGUACCGGUUUAUGAGAAGACCUACUAUGGAUACGGUUCUCCUUACGGAUACGAGCAUUAUUAAAAAGCACUUGUGAU